AUGCAGAACUCCCAGGGAUUCCACAAGUUCCGGGUCAAAGACAACAACAGCAACGACAACGAAUUAGAAAGGGAUCUUGAUCCGCACGGAAGGCAGAAACGAGCAUCGGUCGCGUGUAAUAACUGUCGCAUAAAAAAGAAACGAUGUGACCAGAAUUACCCACGCUGUGGAAAGUGCAUCAGAUCUCAAAGUCAGUGUAAAUAUGCCAAUCCUGUCCCACACGCCGGCAAUGAUCCCGUAAGAAGAGCCUUGGAAGCCAGGGUGAGAUGGCUGGAACAGAUCGUCCAGCAAGUCACGGGCUUUGACCUUGCUCAAGUAGCAACGGACACUCGGGUUUCAGGUCGUUGGGAGGACCAGCGCGGUGGCUCAUUGGACCAGGGAUGGUGGUCCCCUAGUCCAUAUGCAAUCGGCCAUCCUGAAGGAUUCUUCCUCGACGCACCGCGAUCCAGAACUGGUUCGCCCGAGGAGACUGAAGGGCUGUCGGAUGUCAACGAAGUCUUCAGCAAGAACAUCGACUGUCGCACCCAUUGGGCUCGAAGGCCGUUCCAGUCGUGCGACCCCGUCCUCCUCUCCUCCUUCCAAGACGCCAAAGCUUGUACCGACGAGUACUUUGACAGCCUGGGUUAUCAGUACCCAUUUCUGGACCGGGCCGAGUUUGCUAAAAGUCUCCAAGGACUCUACGAUGGCCAGGCUGACGAUGACUUUCACUAUUUCUACCACAUUACCGUUGCAAUAUCGAUGCUCAUAAGUUCCAACGAUGAGGCUGCGUCGGAACGGUUCUACCAUGCCAGCCGCACUUCGCUGCCGCGUGUUCUACGGCAGGAAAACCUCACAGCACUCCGGGCACUGCUCAGCUUGGUACUAUUUUCACUCUUCUCAACAUCGGGCCCGAGUGUAUGGCAUACGCUGGGUGCAUGUAUGCGUCUUGUAACAUCCAUGGGUCUCCAAAAGGCGCAACAGCCGGCCGAAACGGAGGCGCAGAUGAAGCGGCAUGAGUGGGAAAAGAGGUGCUUUUGGAGUGUCUAUGCUCUCGACAGGCUGAUCUCCAUCACCUUCGGGAGACCGCUGGGCUUGGCUGACGAGGACAUUACUGUCGAUUUACCUGGCGAAUAUGAUGACCAGUGGGUCGAAGCCCCACGAGCCUGCUCCAUGAGUAUUCCGCUCCAUGUCAUCAAGCUACGCCGCAUAUUUUCAAGGAUAUACCAAUGUUUUUAUCGCAAGCCGCAACCCGACCGUGACGGAGCCGGCGGCGACCGCGACGGCCGUCUCAACCAGAUCAUUCUGAGCUUCAGAAAGGAACUCGAUACUUGGCGCAUCGACGCCCCCGUGCUCCCCUGGGCCGUGCAUUACUCGACCAGUUAUUUCGACUAUCUGUACUACACAACACUCAUCCUGAUGUACCGGCCCAGCAGCUUCAAUCCCAGCCCAGACGCCACAUGCGUCGUCGGCUGCGGCGAUGCGAGCAUCCAAGUCAUCCGAGCCUUCUAUGAAUCCUACCUGGCUGACAGGAUCAAGUGGAUCCCUCUGACACUUUGCCAGAUCUACGCCUCGGGCCUGACGCUGCUGUGGUGCGUCGAGCAAGUCGUCAAGGCCUGUGUAAGUGGCCGCCCGUCGCCGUGGAAAGUGCAAAUGGCGACGCUGCAGUACGGCAUUGACGCCGCCAGUACGUUGAUGAAGGAGUUUGAAAACCGGAGGAAAGGCGUCGAGAGAUUAGCCACCAAGUUCCAAGAGCAGGUCACUCUGGUCAUGGAGAAGGCCAACAUGGUCCCCGCCUUCUCGGAGACGGAUGACCCAAACACCACACUUGGCUUUGACGAUCCAUAUGAAGGUAUCCUGGACGAUUUCCAGUUCAAUCCGCUAAUGCAGUGGUUCGACGACGAACUUGGCGGCGUAUACGGAUUAUGA
This is a messenger RNA of Capronia coronata CBS 617.96, 1905 nucleotides long. RefSeq lists its product as uncharacterized. Gene Ontology annotation, biological process: positive regulation of transcription by RNA polymerase II; DNA-templated transcription. Lineage: Eukaryota; Fungi; Ascomycota; Eurotiomycetes; Chaetothyriales; Herpotrichiellaceae. Gene Ontology annotation, molecular function: sequence-specific DNA binding; DNA-binding transcription factor activity, RNA polymerase II-specific; zinc ion binding. The record is from RefSeq and is a predicted model, not a curated record. The transcript is spliced from 2 exons. Bases 1 to 1905 code for a protein of 634 amino acids.